Dioscorea cayenensis subsp. rotundata (Guinea yam) is the source of this 1286-nucleotide messenger RNA. Its product is annotated as 1-aminocyclopropane-1-carboxylate oxidase homolog 1-like. The transcript has a single exon. The record is from RefSeq and is a predicted model, not a curated record. Bases 87 to 911 code for a protein of 274 amino acids. Lineage: Eukaryota; Viridiplantae; Streptophyta; Magnoliopsida; Dioscoreales; Dioscoreaceae.
UUAUACAACUUAACACUCCUGGUCCCCUUAAAGAUUGCACAUAUGUGACCAUAAUUCAUCAAAGAGCAAGCAAACAAAAAAUCCCCAUGGCCUCACCCACCGACCGAACCGCAACUCUCAAGGAGUUCGACGAUACCAAAACCGGGGUCAAAGGCCUCGUUGACUCCGGCAUCACUUCCCUUCCGGCCAUCUUCCACCAACACAACGCCCACCUCUCACUUCCUUCUGCCACCCACCUCUCAGUCCCCAUCGUCGAUCUCUCCCUCCCACACCCCAUCGUGGUCGAUCUCAUCCACUCCGCAUGCCGAGACUGGGGCAUCUUCCAGCUCGUCAACCAUGGCAUCCCUCUCUCCACCAUCGACAGCACCAUCUCCGCCGUCCGAUCCUUCAACGAGCUCCCCCCUGCCGUGCGAUCUCAAUACUACACGCGUACGCCCGUUGGCGGCCUCAGCUACUACUCGAACUUGGACCUGUUCUUGUCUGCCACGACGUGCUGGAGAGACACGUUGAAGAUCGACUUGGCUCCGGUUCCGCCGGAGUUGAACCGGAUUCCGGAGGUUUGCAGGGAGGCUCUGUUGACAUGGGACGAGGUCGUGAAGGAGGUGGCAAAGGAAGUGAUGGUGAUGAUGUGUGAGGGCCUCGGAGUGGACCCGGGCAAGCUGGAGGAGAUGACGUGUCUGGAAGGGAGGACAAUGGUGGCACAUUACUACCCGCCAUGCCCGGAGCCGGAUCUGGCGUUAGGGGCUAUUGAUCACACUGAUCCCGGGGCUUUGACGGUUCUGAUUCAAGACCAGAUUGGGGGACUGCAGGUGAAGAGUGAAAGGGAUGAGUGUUGGGUUGACGUGAAGCCCGUUCCUGGAGCUCUCGUUGUCUUCGCUGGUGAUUUCCUUCAGGUACGUACGUAUGCAUGACUGCUUGAGAUUAUUAGCAAAAUAAUAGUUUGAUUUAAAUUAAUAAUUCAAUAGACUAUACAUCUAAUUAAUGUUGCAUAAUUCUGGGUUUUGCACCUGUUUACCUUAAAAAUUCACCUAGUCAUUUACAUGCCUCAAUGAAACGAAAUAGUAUAUAUAUAUAUAUAUAUAUUCUCUUUAAAAUUUAAUCUGUUUAUGUAUAGGUUUCUAUCUCAUAUACAUGCACUAUUAAAAUAUACUAGGCAUUCUCAUCGGCUUCGGAUCGGAGUUUUAAAAAUUUUGUGAGGAGUUUUGAGGCAAUAUUAUAUAUAAAAUAAUAUAAUUAAAUAACUCCUAAAAUGGAAACUAUUGUAUGCCUUGGAUUUUAAAGAUUUU